Messenger RNA from Dermatophagoides farinae (American house dust mite), 1219 nucleotides. RefSeq lists its product as uncharacterized. The record is from RefSeq and is a predicted model, not a curated record. NCBI's taxonomy places the organism in Eukaryota, Metazoa, Arthropoda, Arachnida, Sarcoptiformes, Pyroglyphidae.
UGUUGAUUUUAUUUUUGCCAUUUAUCCAGAAAUGUUUGUUUACUAUUGUGUGUGUGUGUGUGUGUGUAUCAUCGUCGAAUCGAAUUUAUGGUUGCAACUAGAAUUGUCAACAAAUUCGAAUUGAACCUGUUUUGACUGGUAAUCUUUUUUUUUCUUCAUUUCUUAUUCAAAAUAUUUUUUCAUUCAAUUUAAUCCGAUUACAAUCACAUUACAUGACAAGAAUUUUAUAAUUUUCGAAUUUCUAAUCCCGAUCCUCUGAUGAUGAUGAUGAUGAUGACGAAAUGAAAUGAAUUAUGGGCCUUAAUCCAAAAAAAAUUUUCAUUCAUUCAUCAUGAUGAUCUUCUUUAAAAACAUCAAGAUUUUGUUCAGAUUUUCCAUUGUUCUCCAUUAUCCUUGAACUAUUCCAUAUUCUCAAGUAUAAAUUCUUCAAGAUGUGUUCUUUUAAUAUUUGUGGAUAAACAAUAAUAUCUACAUGUAAAAAAAGUUCAAAAUUAUUGUGUUUCUCGUUUGCCAACUCAUCGUCAUACACAUUGAAUGUUUGAAUUGAAUUCGAAUUCGUUCUGAUCAUAUAAUAUCAUGGCUCAUUUUGUUCAUCAAACAUAUGAUGAUUCAAGUCCAUCCGAUGAAUUGAAUACAACAAACACAACAUCAAGUCCGAUAGAUGAAUUAUCGGUAUCAAUGGAACCAUCAAGAUUAUUAACAAGAAAUAUAUCAAUAUCUGAUAUUAUACAAUAUCAUAAAUGUUCAAUACAUCAUCAGGAUGCUGAAGCAUCUAUCGCUGAUGCUACUGAUUGUCUACGUAUGAUUACCGGUAAAAUGGAAUGGUUCCAUCGGAAACAUCAAUUUUGUCCACAUUUAUUCUCUAAUGAUGAUCAACAACAAAUUGUAUCAUUACAUCAACGAUUAUUAAUUGAAGAAAUACCAUUUAUAGAAUUACAAGAUCGUCUACGUAAUGGAUUGAAUGUUGAUAUACCGAAUGAAUUACAGGGACGUAUAUCAUCGGUUUGUCGAAAAUUUGAUGAAUUAAAACUUCGAUUCGAUAAUUUAUUAUCGAAUGUUAAUCAACCAACUAUGGCUCCAACGACGACGACAACGACAACAAUCAAUAAUAGUGCAGUUAUUGAAGUUUAAUUUCUUGUUAUCGAUUAUCGAUAUUAAAAAAAAAAAUAUUAUUACGAAUACAAAUGAUCUAAAAAAGAUUUUUAUUUUAUUAAAUUAC